AUGGCUUGGACUGGGGUUUCGAAUGCGGGGGAGGCGGAGCGAGGACGUGGCUGCGGGCAUGCUUCCGUCGGUCGAUGUAGGAAGAUAGAAGCGGGUUGGGUAUGGUGUCAAGCUCAAGCUGAUUGGGGUGUCGUCGUGGUUGGUCAUUUAAGGAUCGCCACGCAGCUCAUGUACAUGUACAAGGCUCCAUCAGUCUAUCGUGUUUGCUUGAAAGUUGAGCUCUCGGAUUUCUGA
Molecule: messenger RNA, 234 nt
Organism: Laccaria bicolor S238N-H82
Lineage: Eukaryota; Fungi; Basidiomycota; Agaricomycetes; Agaricales; Hydnangiaceae
Exons: 2
Coding region: 1-234 (77 amino acids)
Source: RefSeq, a predicted model, not a curated record